AAUACAAAAGAAAUUAUACCAUUCUACCCAUCAUUCUUUCCCAUGUGAUCUUCAAUCCCCAAAUACACAUAACACCUUCCCAUUCAUCCCCCUGUAUCGUUUUUCUUAUUUUAGUUUUUUGGGACCUUGAAAAAAUCAUAAAGAUUGGACCUUUUCAGAUAAACAUAUGUAUUUUCAUACACACAGAAGAAAAGUAUACACAGUCACACAUACAUACAAAUAUUCUAAGAAACCAUUCACUUUUUUCGGGUUUCUAUGAAAUGGGGUGGUUGCUUUAUGAGAGAAAGAAGGAGAGAUAGAAGAUAUAUAAAGAGAAUCUGAUCUGAUGUGAGAUGGGUUUUUUCCUUCUGUAAUUGUUUCUGUUAUUCAACGGUCUUCACUUUUCCUCUCAUUGAAGGCUGUGAAAAAAAAUAAAAACCUAAUUCUUGUUCCAAGAUUUUCUUUUUCCCUUGAGAGAAAUCUGAAUGCCCUAUCUUUAAAGGGGAAAACUGUGCAUAUAUAGAAUGUAUAGAUACAGUGCAUGUAAUAUAGAUACAUGCAUGUAGGGGUGGUGAGGGAAAAUAAUGUUGGCAUUGGUGGGUGAAUAGGGAGUAGCGGCGAAUAAAAUGGAGAAUGAAUUUGAAUCAAAGCUGAGGAUUGAAAAUAAAAGUUCAGUAUCAAAUAAUAACCAAAGUCCUCAGAGAUCUAAGAGCUUUGCAUUUAGAGCACCCCAGGAAAAUUUCAGCAUCCAAGACUUUCAAUUGGGCAAAAUUUAUGGUGUUGGUUCUUACUCCAAGGUUGUCAGAGCAAAAAAGAAAGACACUGGAAAUGUCUAUGCCAUGAAGGUCAUGGAUAAAAAGUUCAUCACCAAGGAAAAUAAAACUGCUUAUGUAAAAUUGGAACGCAUUGUAUUAGAUCAGUUAGAUCAUCCGGGGGUAGUGAGAUUGUUUUUUACAUUUCAAGAUAGUUGUUCUCUUUACAUGGGACUUGAAUCUUGUGAAGGUGGAGAACUUUUCGAUCAGAUAACCAGGGUAAGUAGAAUAUGACAAUUUCGAAGCAUUUAUUUGUUUCUCUAGCAGUAUA
Messenger RNA from Olea europaea var. sylvestris, 1062 nucleotides. Its product is annotated as 3-phosphoinositide-dependent protein kinase 2-like. The record is from RefSeq and is a predicted model, not a curated record. Gene Ontology annotation, molecular function: protein serine/threonine kinase activity; ATP binding. The coding region runs from base 606 to 1025 and encodes 139 amino acids. Lineage: Eukaryota; Viridiplantae; Streptophyta; Magnoliopsida; Lamiales; Oleaceae. Gene Ontology annotation, biological process: peptidyl-serine phosphorylation; intracellular signal transduction. The transcript is spliced from 3 exons.